Trichomycterus rosablanca is the source of this 5508-nucleotide messenger RNA. Its product is annotated as interferon-induced very large GTPase 1-like. The record is from RefSeq and is a predicted model, not a curated record. Lineage: Eukaryota; Metazoa; Chordata; Actinopteri; Siluriformes; Trichomycteridae. The transcript has 5 exons. The coding region runs from base 1 to 5508 and encodes 1835 amino acids. Gene Ontology annotation, molecular function: GTP binding.
AUGAAUCUGGAUGAUGAAGGUGAAAUGGCGUCAGGUGAAGUAUCUGAACUGAGGAUAAUUCUGUUGGGAAAGAGUCACUUAGAGACCAGCAGUGUGGGGAACUUCAUUCUGGGUAGAGCUGCAUUUGAGACUGAACUUCCUCCACAUUUAGUAGAUCAGCACAGUGAGAGAGCCAGAGGAUGGGUGGAGGAAAGAUACAUCACCAUCAUCAAUGCUCCUCAUCUGUACAAUCCAGAACUCACUCAGUCAUCUGAGAGACUAAAAGAGUGUGUUUCACUUACUGCUCCUGGUCCUCAUGCUUUCUUACUCGUGGUGCAACUUCAGAGUUUUACUGAGGAGGAAAAAAAACAACUGAAAGCCAUACUCAGCUGUUUCAGUGACCAAGCACUAAACUACUCUAUAUUGAUCAGUACUGACUGGGAGGCUGAAGAGAAAAAAUCUGCAAGUUUUAACAAGUUUCUGGAUGAAUGUGAUGGAAGGUUUCACAGAUUUAAACACAGAAAAAAUCAUGACAAGACUUCAGUUUGUCGGCUGUUUGAGGAGAUUGACAUAUUGAUAAAAGUGAAUGGAAGUCACCUCACAUGUGAGAUUUUUGAGGAUGCAGAGGAAACUUUGCAGCAUUACGACAAACAUGGAAAAAAUGAAGAGAAGAAAAGUGCAGAUUGUCUUGAGGAAAAAAGUUACAAGAACCCGUUUAACAUAGUAGGAAGUGUUAGAAAAGACUCCAGCUCCAACCUUUAUCCAACAGAAACAGAAUUGGAGAAAAAGAUGGAGCUUGGAGUAGAAGAAUGUGGAUCAAAAUGUGAAGUAAAGAUAAAAACAAAACAACUUUUAACUAGACUUCAUCUUCUGGAAAAGCAGAAACUAAAAAUGAAAACCUCAGAUGUUCUUCAGCUAACUUCUCUUUCAUUACAUUGCCAAGAACCGUGUGAAGAAAAAGAUCUGGUUCUAACUUACCUACAAAGGUUAUUAAUGAUGGAUUACAGAGCAAGAUACAUCACCACCAAAGAAGAAGCCACUGAUUUAGACCCUCCUUCUCCAGAUACAGAUGAAGAAGUUGAUGCAUUUGAUGAGCUUUUCUGCAAAAAAGCUUCAUCUUCUGAUGGUGAGAGUUUAAAAAAUCCUAUCCAUCCCAUGGAUCUUCAGAUGGCGGUGUUCCACUGCUCAGACAGUUUCCUGAAGCAACUAAUAGUAACUAAACUCUCUCAGUGUCAGUACACUCUGCCUCUACUGGUGCCAAAUCCAUUUACUGGAAAGAUCGAGUUUCCUCUGUGGACAUUUCGCCAAAUUGCUAAAAGCUGGAAAACCACUGACACUUCUGGUACCAAGAUCAGUAAAACCCAGCAUGUUUAUGAAGCAGAAACUCCAAUGGUGGUGUUCUUCAGGUUAGGAGACGUGUCCUUUUCCAAGUCUCAGCUGAUGAACAGCUUGAUCAGUAAGAAGCAUGAUACGUUCUUCCACAGACACUGUCCAGGCAGCAUUAAAAAGCGUCUACUGAUGGAUGGAGUUGUGGAGAUUGCUUGGUACUGUCCAUCUGGAAAGGAAACUGAUCAUUUUACUGACUGUGUUGCUUUCUGUAAUCUACAUGGUGAUGCAGAAACCAGUAAAGAACAACUGGAUAUUCUGACUGAAAUGUCGUCUGUAAAUGUUGUUCUUUUAUCUGAUCCUAAAAAUGAUAGAAAUAAUGAGAUGCUACAGAAGCUCCUGAAAGACCCCAAACCACUCAUCUGUCUCCUUUCUGAGGAUCAAUCAGGUGUCAGUGGGACUAAAAAUGGAAAAUACAGAAUUGGUUUGAAAGACAGAAACCAAUCAGAGGUAUCUAAGAACCUCAGAACAACCAUCACAGACUGUCUGUCCAAGUCAUCUUCAGUUUUUAAACUUGAGGAUUUAAACAAAAACAAUGAGAUCAGCACAGAUGAAGAUGAUCCUGAAUGUAGGAAAGGAAAAGAAGCAGCACUAGAGAUAAUAAAACAACUGGAGGGGAAGGAAAUAUCCACAUUAAAGGAAACACACCUGCCCUGUCAAGGGAAGCUCUGGUAUGAGUGGUGUCAGGUAAACAAAGACUUACAUCGACUUCUAGGAAACAAUUUAGAAAUGCAAAAGAGUGAAAAACAAACACAAAUGAAACAAAUCCGUGAACAGCAACAAGAAAUUGGACAAUCAGAAUUUAUUAAACAAAUUGUUUCCUCACUGAAUUCUUUAUCAGGAAAUGAAAAAUUGUUUUUUAUUAAAUGGCUCGAGAUUCUACUGGACAAUCAAACCUCAGAUGAUCUUUUACAUCUUUAUCACAUGUACAAUGAAACAUGGACAAGGGUUUUAGACCUCAAAAAGAAGCAUGACACAUCUGAAAGAGAAAAGAUGAAGGCUGAGCAAACAGAACUUGAAAAAAUAUCUGUAAGACUGAAUGCAGCUACAUUUGGUCUGGAACACAGCUUCAGAGAGAUGGGUCAGAUAUAUGAGUCAUUUAUGUCCAAACAAACAAGUAAGAAAACAUUUGAAGAAGGAAGUAUCUCAAAUCUCCCCAAACUUGCUGCAGAACUCAUAAAAUCUGGUCUUCCACUGGAGCUGAUGGAUGGUGAUGCUGCUCAUGUUCCUCUGAUUUGGGUUUCAGCAGUUCUAGAUGAACUCAUAAAGAAACUAGGAGACCAGAGAGUCUUUGUUCUGUCAGUUCUAGGGAUUCAGAGCACAGAAAAAUCCACCAUGCUGAACGCCAUGUUUGGACUCCAGUUUGCUGUCAGUGCUGGAAGGUGCACCCGAGGAGCCUUCAUGCAGCUGGUCAGAGUAUCAGAGGAGAUGAAGGAGCAGCUGAAGUUUGACUACAUUCUUAUUGUAGAUACUGAAGGGCUUAGAGCACUUGAGCUUGCAGGAAAAUCCACUCACCAUCACGAUAAUGAACUGGCAACAUUUGUUGUAGGUCUUGGAAAUCUGACUUUGAUCAACAUAUUGGGUGAGAACCCUGCUGAGAUGCAGGAGAUUCUUCAGAUUGUUGUUCAGGCCUUCAUGAGAAUGAAGAAGGUCAAACUAAAUCCCAGAUGUAUGUUUGUCCAUCAAAAUGUUGGUGACAUCACUGCUGGAGAGAAGAACAUGGAGGGAAGAAGACGUCUACAGGAAAAACUGGAUGAAAUGACAAGAUUAGCUGCUAAAGAGGAAGACAGUGAAGCUGAGUGCUUCAGUGAUGUUAUUGCUUUCAAUGUACAAGAUGAUGUUCAGUAUUUUGCACAGCUCUGGGAGGGCAGCCCACCAAUGGCUCCACCAAACCCCUCAUACAGUGAAAAUUUUCAGAAGCUAAAGAGAGCUAUUUUCACAAAUGCUGCCAAGUCUCAUAGUAUGAAACUCUCAGAGUUUAAAUCACACAUUAGUGAUCUGUGGAAGGCUCUACUGAAUGAGAACUUUGUUUUUAGUUUUAAAAACACACUGGAGAUUGCAGUCUACAGGAAACUAAAAACUGAGUUUGGAAAAUGGACCUGGUCCCUCAGAAGUGCCAUGUUAGAACAUGAAGAAAAACUGCACAACAAAAUUAAAAACAAAAAACUGGAAAAGCUUGAGGACAAAGACCUUUAUGCUCACAUGAAGAGGACCAAAGAAGAAGUGAAGAAGUCAAUGAAAUGUUACUUUGAAGAUGAAAGAGACAAGGAAAUCUUAAUUCAAUGGCAGAUACAAUUUGAACUAAAAAUGACUCAACUUCUUGAAGAUCUUGUCAAAAAUGCAAAAACAAACCUGAAUGAUUUUCUUCAACAGCAAAAUGCUCGAGAAGCUUUUAAUCACAAAAAGACAGAGUAUGAUAAAAAUCUCUUCAAUAUGAGUAAAGCACUUGCUCUACAACUAAAAAGCACAGAAACUGAUGAACGAGUCCUCAGACAGGAAUUUGAUAAAGUGUGGAACAAAUGGGUCUCUGAUCUGACACAAGACACACCUGUAGAGAAACCUUUAAAUUUUUGGGAGGAUGUGAUACAGAUUCUAUCUGAAGGUAAUGAACAAGCUGCUGUACAUGAGCAAAUAUCUCAGGAAAAUUACACAAAGAUACACAGCCUGGGAGAUAAUUCAUGGUACAUUCUUUUAACCAGGCAUGAAGAACAGCAAACACAUUUGGGUUCAGAGAUAAAUCCUUUGUAUUUUGAAGAACAUGAGUCAGUGAGAAAUCUGACCAGAAAUGUCAUCCAAGAAUCUGAGCACUUAAUCGAGGAGAUCUACAGCAAAGUUGCAGGACUGGGGUACAAAAACAGCUACAUUCAGGAAAUAACUGACCUGGUCAAACACAUAGUGGAGAAAUAUCACAGUGAGAACAAAAAAAUUAAGCUGAAGAAGGAAUUCACUCUGGAUCUCUGUCUUCAUGUGUGUUACCUUGCAAAUCCCGAAUUCACCAAGAUCCACCAACAGUUCAGAGAUGAAAAUGAUGUAAAAUUGUAUCUAGAAAAACAGAAACCACAAUAUUACAGCAUCUUCCAAAACUACUGCAGAGGAGCAACAACCACAACAGUAUUUGGUGAACUUGUCUACAACAAUCUUGUACCAGCCAUCAUACAAGCAGCCUACAAUAAAACUAUUAUUGAUCUGUCAACACAGAUGAGCUCAGACAUGCCAGAAUUUAAUGGUAACAGGUUACAGCUUGAGAAACACAUUCUGAAAUCUCUGGCAGAGCAGGAGAACUUUGGGAAGUACAUGAAGUACAUCCACCAUCCCAAGAAACACUUUAAAUGGUUCAUUAGAAAAAAGGUUGGUAAAUACAUCACUGAAAAUAACAGAGAGGUUCUGAAUCUUCUCACAGAAAACCUGAAACACAAAGAGCAGAAAGUGAUGAACGCUGUGAACAUCACAACUGAAGAAGUGAAGAACAGCUGUGGUGAUGCAAACAUGUGGCUGAGAAGUUUAAACAAUUCACUAUUAGAUGAGCUGAGCUUAAAAGAAAUAACCUGCACUGGUCUGGAGGAAAUUACAGAUUUAGAUUUUAUUCGGCAGGUUGUAGGUAAUGGUCUCACAAAGAUGAUGUCAGAACAACAUAAAAGCUUCAGUGUAACAGACAGCAACAUGGAGAAGUUCAGGAAGAAACCAGAUGAGAUUCUGAUUGAACAUCUGUGUCAGUGCUGCUGGGUUCAGUGUCCAUUCUGUAAAGCCAUCUGCACCAACACAAUGGAGAAUCAUGAUGGAGAUCACAGUGUCCCCUUCCACAGAGUAGAUGGAAUCAUAGGUCGUUACUACACAAAUACAACAAAUCUCUGUGCUGAUAUUUGUACAACUUUAGUACAAAGUGAUAAACAGUUCUACCCCCGUCAUGAUACAGAUGAUUUGGUACAUUACAAAAAUUACACAACAGCAGGAGGAGAAUAUGCUGAGUGGAGCAUCACCCCUGAUAAUUCAGAGCUCCCAUACUGGAAAUGGUUUGUGUGCAGAUUCCAAACAGACCUGGAAAAGUACUAUGGUAAAACAUUCAGGGAAGACGGAGAGAUUCCCAUUGGAUGGAGAAAAUACACAAAAAAAGAAGCUAUAGAGAGUUUGGAUAAAUACAUCUGA